UUGUCCCUGCGAGUUCUUUAAGUUCCCUGCAAUCUGUACACAAGAGAAGGAGGGAGAGAGAGAGGGAGAGAGACAGAGAGAGCAAGGGAUCAGGUAAAGCACUGGGGCUGCUGCAGCCAUUCAGACUCAGGAGCUGAUUUUGAACCUCAUCCUGGAAUCAAUGGGAAACAGCUGGAGGCCUCAAAGCAGGGGAAUGAUGGUCCUACGUGCUUGCUGAGUGAAGUAAGAGUGAUGCUGAAGGCCAAGUACGAGACAAAGGCAGAAGCUCAGCGCAUUAACCAGAUGAUAAUCUGCAAAGAGUGUCCAAGUCUUUGGGGUAGAAGACUUGACAGUUUUCACUGAAGAUUCGACCUGUCCGUUGACAGAAUUCACCUGUGCUACCUAAGUCACAUGAGCAGAGAACCAGGUGAUCCAAUGAAAUCCCACUCUGGAGGAAUGUUACAACAAAAUCUUCUUGUAUGAACAGAGACAGGUGCCUGGUCCUUGAGUCUGCAGUGGUAGAAGACCCAGCAUUUUGGUAACAAUUUUAGAAAGAAGCAGAAGAAAGAUGGGACUUAGGGCUGAGGUUUCCUUCUGCUAAACAAGCAAGCUCUUGCUCUUAAUUACUAAGCCCCAAACCCAAGGAAAGAAGACAAACCAGGACUGUCUUCCCACCACGAAAAUUGCCAAGGAUGCAGAAGGAAAUGAAGAUGAUCAAAGAUGAGGAUGUGCAUUUCAGUUUGGGUGUGAAGAGAGCCCCCUCCUUUCCCCACUGCCUGCAGCCAGUGGUUUCCCAAGGGAAAGCUCCCCAAAGACACCCCUUCCCAGAAGCUCUCCGGGGGCCUUUUUCCCAAUUUCGGUAUGAACCUCCUCCGGGACACCUGGAUGGAUUCCCAGGGGUCUUUGAAGGAGGAGGGUCUCGGAAACGGAAGAGCAUGCCCACCAAGAUGCCCUACAACCACCCUGCGGAAGAAGCCCCUCUCGCCCUCCAUGAGGAGAGCAAAAACCACGGCCCUCCGAACCUCUCUCUGCUCUUCCCGCAGCCCCCGCGCCCCAAGUAUGACUCGCAAAUGAUCGACCUGUGCAACGUUGGCUUCCAGUUCUACCGCACCCUGGAACACUUGGGGGGCAAGCCCGUCAAGCAGGAGCCCGUGAAGCCCAGUGCUGUGUGGCCCCAGCCGUCCCCCGCUCCGUUCCUGCCCACGCCCUACCCCUACUACCCCAAGGUGCCCCCGGGCCUCAUGUUCCCCUUCUUCAUGCCCUCGGCCUCCCCCUUCCCCUUCAGUCGGCACACCUUCCUGCCCAAGCAGCCCCCGGAAGUGCUGCUGCCGCGCAAAGCCGAGCCUCAAGAGAGCGAGGAGACCAAGCAGAAGGUGGAGAGGGUGGAUGUGAACGUGCGCAUCGACGACAGUUACUACGUGGACGUGGGCGGGGCGCAGAAGCGCUGGCAGUGCCCCACCUGCGAGAAGUCCUACACCUCCAAGUACAACCUGGUCACCCACAUCCUGGGCCACAGCGGGAUCAAGCCGCACGCCUGCACCCGCUGCGGGAAGCUCUUCAAGCAGCUCAGCCACCUGCACACCCACAUGCUGACCCACCAGGGCACGCGGCCCCACAAGUGCCAGGUGUGCCACAAGGCCUUCACGCAGACCAGCCACCUGAAGCGCCACAUGAUGCAGCAUAGCGAGGUGAAGCCGCACAACUGCCGCGUGUGCGGCCGCGGCUUCGCCUACCCCAGCGAGCUCAAGGCCCACGAGGCCAAGCACGCCAGCGGGCGCGAGAACAUCUGUGUGGAGUGCGGCCUCGACUUCCCCACUUUGGCCCAGCUGAAGAGACACCUCACCACGCACCGGGGGCCCAUCCAGUACAGCUGCUCCGAGUGCGACAAGACCUUCCAGUACCCGAGCCAGCUGCAGAACCACAUGAUGAAGCACAAGGACAUCCGGCCCUACAUCUGCUCCGAGUGCGGCAUGGAGUUCGUGCAGCCCCACCACCUCAAGCAGCACUCCCUCACGCACAAGGGCGUGAAGGAGCACAAAUGUGGGAUCUGUGGACGGGAGUUCACUCUGUUGGCCAACAUGAAGAGACACGUGCUGAUCCAUACCAACAUUCGUGCCUACCAGUGUCACCUCUGCUACAAGAGUUUUGUGCAGAAACAGACCCUCAAGGCACACAUGAUCGUCCACUCUGACGUGAAGCCUUUCAAAUGCAAGCUGUGUGGGAAGGAAUUCAACCGGAUGCACAACCUAAUGGGUCACAUGCACCUGCACUCUGACAGCAAACCCUUCAAGUGUCUCUACUGUCCGAGCAAAUUCACCCUAAAGGGGAACCUGACACGCCACAUGAAAGUCAAGCACGGGGUCAUGGAGCGGGGCCUCCAUUCUCAAGGUUUUGGAAGGGGGAGAAUGGCCCUGGCCCCGGCGGCGGGCGUGCUCAGGAGUCUGGAACAGGAGGAGCCCUUUGACCUUUCCCAGAAGCGUGGGGCAAAGGGGCCAGUGUUCCGGUCGGACGGGGAGAGCGCCCGGGGCAGCCCCUGCCACGAGGAAGAGGGGGAGGACACCAGCCGUGAGGUGGGGCGAGACAGCCCGGGCCCGGCCCCGCAGAGCAGGCAGCCCUGCACACCCCAUGGUCUACCCGCCCACCCCGAGCCGGCUCCCAGGGCCCUCGAGGACCCCUGUGAGGAGCAAGAGGAGGACGACGAUGGGGACAAGCCCCGAGGAGAGCACCAGGAGAGGAGCAAGGGCAGCUGCGGGGCAGAGGGCAGCCCGCAGAGACGAUCUGCCCUCAGAGAAGAGCGUCCCCGCCUCAGGGCUCUGCAGAGUGCCCGGCGGGGCCCCUCCUUCUCUGAUUACUUGUACUUCAAGCACAGAGAUGAGAGUUUAAAAGAAUUACUGGAGAGGAAAAUGGAAAAACAAGCAGUGCUUUUAGGUAUCUAAGUGGACAGUUUUCAAAUUGCAUUUAGAAAAUGAGAACUAGGCAGUUCAAAUAUAGCUUUCUGCAUGAGUUGUCAUUUGCUGGAGACUGGCAAAUGGUGCAAAUCUUUAUAAAUGGCUCAGACUACAUGAGCAGGGAUUUGUCCUCAGUCAUGUAAACGCUUCUCAGGUCUCUCGUUGGGCCCUUGAUUUCUAACACACAUGCAGGGUCCUCUUCAGUGCUAUUUUAUGCAUCUUCACUAUAAUAGACUGUACAUAUCCUAGAUACCUAAUUGUAAGCUGAUGCCGAGGUGCUUUUAGAAAGUCUAUUUUCCUUUGACUAAUAUGCAAUACAUGGGGAAUUUUCUUUAGUUGCAAAAAUAUGGUGCUUGACACGUUACCUUAUCAAUGAUGAUUUAGUUGAAUGUGUGGAAGUUAUCAUAUUUUUCCAGAUAGAUGAAAACAUUCCUAGUUGUAUAUAUGAAAAUCACCUUUAUUAAAUAAGCCAAGACACCAGAAAUGACAAGAAGAGUGAGGUAUUGAAGAGGAUAUUCUCAAGUGGUUGCUGCAGAUAUAAGAGAGAAGUUUAAAAAAUAUGAAUAAUUUCAACUAAUGAAAAACCAGCAGGACUGAGCUUCCUGCCUGGGUCUGCCUUGUUCUGCUUCAGCUGCCUUCAUCGCAUGUGGAAUUUGGAGCGUAUUUUCAGAUGGCCCCAAAGUGGUCAGUGUCUGCAGGCUCACCCCUUGUGUCCUGAGCAGAGCUCCCUCCUGGACACCUUGUUCUGAGGCCCCGUGCCCCAUAAAAGUAGCUGCAGGAAGAGUUGUCGCCUUACGAGCAGCGGCUUUCUCCUCAGCGCCGGAGCUGGGGGCGUGGUGGGGAAGUCUUGCAAUCUGAGUGCUGCUUCUUUAGAAUAUUAGAAUCACCAUCAGCUAAUUACUGCUAAGGGAGUAGCUGAGGUCAGGCUCCUGCAAAGGGGAUGCUGAAGGAAACAGUUUGGGUUUCUGUGGGUACAAGCCCAACUCUGGACUGUGUUCUCAAUGCUGCCUGCACAGUAGAAUCAUCUAGGGGAACUUUUUAAAAAAAUGCCAAUGCUGAGGCCUCAAGUUCUGAGAUUCUGAUUUAAUUUGGUCUAGAGUGGAGCCCCAACUUUGGUGUUUUUUAAAAGGUUCCCCCUGAUGAUUCUUCUGUGCAGGAGGAUCAAGAAAGACUGACUGGGCUAAUAGGGUGGCUCUCUUGGACUCCAUGAAUAUGUGUUUCUGGCUUCAGACUCAUUAAAAUAUGGAGCAGGAGACCUUGAAAUCUUAUUGCUGACCUAGGGCUUCUUACCUGUUCCGUAAGACCCUCACAAGGACACAAACAUACACAUGCAUGUGCACGUGUGCACACACACACACACACACUCACACACACCGUAUAAACACACACUCUUUGUAUUAGGAGAUGAUGCCUGUGAUGUUUAUGGUCACCUAAUAUGUUUAAAAAUACAUAGCCAGCCUACAGUGACUCAUUAUUUCUUCCUAGAUGCUUGAAUCAUGAUUGUAGUGAGUGGCCAUGACUGUCAUGGGUGGGUUGAACCCAGCCAGUAGGCUUUCCUUAGGCACCGGUGCCAAGUAAAGCAGGGCUCACGGGAUGUCGCAGAUCUGUGACUGACCAUAAGCAGUAACCCUCUGGUACUGUGUCUGUGUUUAUGUAAAAACUGCCUCUUGGUUGGUAGUUUCAACUCUUAUUUGUAGAGCGAGGUACUGUUUAUUGUGUGCUUUCUCUCCUCCUAAAGUUCCAGUACAUUUCUUGAGAAGACCUGGCCCGUGUCUGACUGCUGGAUGUCAGCUUUUUCUCUUGGCCAAGGUGCUUCCCCCUGAGACUCAUUGAUUUCUAAUCAUCCCCUCAUGGGCUUUGUCAGUCCCUGACGCAUUUCUCCUGCCCCCCCUCGCCUAAAGCUCUUUCCUUCAGCCUCACCACCACCACAAAUGCCAAAGCUGUUUGGGUUUCCUACCGCCGCCACCUGUGUCCUGAGGUCAGGCUCCUGCAAAGGGGAUGCUGAAGGAAACAGUUUGGGUUUCUGUGGGUACAAGCCCAACUCUGUGCUGGGAAACUGUCCCAAGUCCUCGGAGGGGUGACUUGCCUUCCAGUCAUUAUUGAUAUAGCUCAUUAGUGCCUUUGAUCAAAUCAUGCAGGAGGCUGGCUGCAUGGUCUGUGAGGGCUCCAGCUGUCAGGGUCCCAUUACAAGUUCAUUCUUUCAGUAGCCCAUAGUAGUUGAAGACAUACUUCCAGUGUGUUCUGGGUAUGCCUCGCCAGAACCAGGAAAUCUAGAAUAGCAAGCUCUAGUUUUUUCCAACCAAAUGAAUCAUACGGGAAUGUUUGAGGAUCAAGUUCAUGUUGAGAUAGAGAGAGUAUGGUCUAGAAUGGUGGUUUCCAAAUUGUGGAUCAAGGAGCCAGAGGUCCCUCUUAGGUCCCUCCAAAGCUACUAGAGGAGAAGGAGAAACUCUCAGCCCUCACGCCCACUUCACUCAAAGUGGCUCACAUUUCAUCUGUUUUUCAUGUUAGCCUUCCAAGUAAAAUUUCAUUUUGAGGGAAAAAAAUUCCUAAGAAAAGUAAUUUAAAAAGUGUUAGGAAGUGUAUUAUAAAGCCUGUUUUUAGUUCUUGACUCUGGGUAUGAGAGACUUAAUUAGAUCUAGCCUGAUGAUAAAUAUACACUGACUUUGUGAGAAUUAAGGCUAAAAUCUUGGUUUUGUAUGUUGUUGAGUGACGACCAUCCUGAUUUGCCUGGACCAAGCCUGGUUUAUACCUCUGCCCCAAGAUAAUUGCUAAGAGUAUCACCUCAACUCUCAGAAGUAUCCCAGUUUGGGAGAUAAAUUACAUGGAUACCUCAUGUAUAAGUGCAGAGCAAAGGAAAGGGUUGGCCAACCUUGCCUACUGGGCUAAUUAAUGAGAAUGCAAACCUGAAGGACAGCACGUGGGGAUCACCCUGAGAGAAUUGAGGGGUAAAACCGUCCAAGGUUAUCAGCAUUCUAAGGGCUAGGGCAGAAUAACAUUCACCUUCUUGUGACACUCUGAAAAUAGGUCACUACUGAAAGCUUUCCAGACUUUUGACCGCUGUCACUCUGAAACAGCCAACCGACCAGCCAAGUGGCAUAUUUCUCUUUUAUCCUUUUAUUCAGGCCUAUGAUUACCUCCCUCUUUUUGCCUUCUAAUUCCUCUCUCAUUCUUUCUUUUUAAAAUUUGACUCCCCACUGGCCAUGAGACUGAGGCUGACCUUUCAUAACCCCACAAGGGUAACUGGUAUAUUUGUAUACGAGUAGCUGCAUGAGAAAGUCAAUGUGCAUACUGUAUUUAUUAAGCCCUAAAGGCAUUUAAUAAAAUAUUAACAUCGCAUUUUGAAUCAUGAUCUUUGUCUGCUUUGCUGGAACAACAUGUAACAGAGCUAACAUUUAAAAUCCUUUGCAUAUUUGGACAACAUUACACCAAAUGUUGAUUUUGUACAGAAUUCUGGCUUGCUAUUUAAAUACAAAAACUCCAAGUAUGUAGUAACCCAAGUUGUGAAUAUCGCUUUCUACUUCGGUGAAAAAGCAGUUUACCUGAAAAUAGCAUGUAACCUAUAUUUUGUUAAUUUAAGCAAAUAAAGACAUGUUGAAAAGGCUGAGUUAAUUAUUUGCAAAUACCUGAAAUUUUGCUAGGAAACUACCAUUGUCAGUGUCUCGCUCCUGCCCUCAUACCUUCUG
Molecule: messenger RNA, 6610 nt
Organism: Zalophus californianus (California sea lion)
Lineage: Eukaryota; Metazoa; Chordata; Mammalia; Carnivora; Otariidae
Gene: ZNF366
Product: zinc finger protein 366
Exons: 9
Coding region: 672-2915 (747 amino acids)
Biological process (GO): regulation of transcription by RNA polymerase II
Molecular function (GO): RNA polymerase II cis-regulatory region sequence-specific DNA binding; DNA-binding transcription factor activity
Source: RefSeq, a predicted model, not a curated record